This is a messenger RNA of Octopus bimaculoides (California two-spot octopus), 2692 nucleotides long. Its product is annotated as high-affinity choline transporter 1. The record is from RefSeq and is a predicted model, not a curated record. NCBI's taxonomy places the organism in Eukaryota, Metazoa, Mollusca, Cephalopoda, Octopoda, Octopodidae.
GCUUCUUCAUCAUGGAAUAGCUCCUGGUUUUCUCACCAAAUUAGCGCCGUAAACAUCUGACUCAUAUUAAGCUCUCAACGUUGACCACAUCAUGAACAUCUUAUUUCCUUUUCGUCAGCUUCACCUUGCGAGCACCUUUUCAGUUAGUCUUUAUGUACACAACUCUACAUAUAUCAUGAGUGGUUUAUUUCCAUCUCAGCUAGCUUCGUUUGUGCUAGCUUUUUACGGUUAACAACUAAAUCAUUCGUUCAAUCGUAAAUUUUAUCGCUUUCCUUUGACUCCUAUACACACGCCGGCUUCGCUCAUGACUUAUCAGCUCUCAUUCCUAUUUUAAAGUUACAAUGUAUUGUUUAAAAACUGCCUUCUGAUAUUCAUUUACACAUACUUCUCAAAAGCGCAUUUAAUGGACUUUGUCACGAACACUUUCAUACUUUAAACUAGCGACCACUCCUCACUAAACUGGUGACUUUCCCAUGAUAGUUCAUUUUUAUAUUGCCAUUAUUUUUACACUCUCAUGUAUUCACUAUUUAGAAAUGGUUACAAUUUUGGUGAUUCCGAAAUGGUCUUUCCUUAUAUCGUUACAAUUUUGGUGACCUUCUGACUCAAGAAUGCGAAAUGCUAUCUACGUUUCAUUUCAUUCUGAUGACACCCAACUCGCUUUUCCUCAUUCAGUGCACCUCGGAUGUCUUUUUGAAAUAUAGAACGCAGACUAUGCUUACUGCACCUUCGCUUCCAGAUACACCACACUUACCUGUAUACAACCCCAGUUUAGUCUCAACAUAUAUUUGUUACAUAAAAAUCAUGCAAGGAUGAGCACGUAAUCGUUAUAAUUUUGGUGACCCCAUCCUUACACAUAAUAUAGUUUCUUGGUUGUAGAGCCUAAUGAAAACAAGCAAAUAAAUCGGUAGCAACGAAGGAAAAUUCAGAUAACGUACAACUAUGGGGUGUCGAAAGCAGGCAGCAGGUUUACUUCCGUUGAAAUAGCCCAAAAGUGAUUCCCAAACCAAGUUCUGACCGAAUUACUAACAGGCGACACCAAUACGGCAACAGUCGAAAAGAAUUGCUGCAUCUCCAAACUUUUAACAUAUAUAACCAGAAGUUCUGACACCUUUAAAUAUGGAUACAUUGUGAAAGUAUAAGUCAGUUUGACUGCCUGUUUAGAUAAAAAUUAAUUUUCUCUCCCUUGUAGGUGCAAUAUACUCGAAUGGUAAAGAGAUUUGCCAUCCAAUCACGAGGUCGAUUCUACUGCCUAGCAAGUGCAAUUUACUAUAGAUUCGGGCCAACCAAAACCUCGCUAGUAAAACUGAGUGGAUGGAAUCUGCAUAGAAGCCCACCAGAGGAAUUGUACUGCUAACUCAAAGGUUCGGCCUUGGUACAACUUGUCACGCUGGUUCUGAUUACGGAUUACAUUAAAGACACAUAUAUAUUUCUGGAGAAUACCCAGCUACUUAUACGCUGAUUAACUGAACUUUGUAAUUCAUUUAGUCGUACAACUGAACACUCGUUAUCGGAAAUUCCGACCAAACUUCGUUUGUUAUUUAUUUAUUUUUCUCUUGAUAGUAUUUUGUACUGACCUGUAAGCUUUUGUCAUUUUUACUUUUUAUUUGUAGAACGGGCAUAAGGUAACCGUUUUCAGUAAGUGGGCUGCCGUAUGAGCCAUGGUUGAUCAUCAGUGUAUAUGAAAACAAAACGAAACCAAAAAGAAAUAACAAUAAGGAACCACGCCGGCUGAGCUGGAAAUAAAUCUGCUGCUGUGAUCAUGGUUGACAUCGUAGCAUUAGCAGUUGUAGUUGUGGCAUAUGCUUUUGUCUUUGUUACAGGUCUUUUGUUAGUGAAAUUCACUCGACGCCACCAAGAAUGUACGCAACUGGAGUUCGAGUUAGUUGCUGGAAGAAACCUGUCUGUUUUCCUUGGAAUUUCUACUAUGACAGCUACCAUUGUUGGCGGAGGGUUUUUAAAUGGUACUGCUGAGUCUGUGGCCACUUAUGGUUUAGUCUGGACAUUAGCUCCUGUAGGAAUCCUCUUUGGCUUAAUAUUCGGUGGACUCAUAUUUGCCAAAAAGAUGCGUGAAUGUAAAUAUAUGACGAUGUUGGAUCCGUUUCAUAAGAAGUAUGGCUCUCUGAUGGUUGUUCUGAUUUACUUAAUAGCCCUGUUUGGAGAUCUUCUGUGGUCAGCUUCCAUUCUUAUUGCACUUGGAACCAGUCUGGGAAUAAUGACAGGCAUUAAUACAAACAUAGCAAUUGUGAUAUCAGCCCUUGUAACUAUUGUUUAUUCUGUCAGUGGUCAAAUGUUUGCAAUUGUUUAUACAGAUGUUAUUCAGUUGGGAUUUAUUAUUGUUGGAAUGUCUGUGUGUACUCCUUUUAUACUUUUGGAUGAAAGAGUAGCCAGCAUCUCUUCAACAAGGAACAAAUGGCUUGGUUCAGUAUCAAAAGAUGAAAUUGGUGUUUGGACUGAUCUUUUCAUCACUAUGGUAAUUUUGUGUAUUUGUGUGUAUGUCAUAUAUGUGUAUAUAUGGUGCAGGCAUAGUGAAUGGUUUAGAAAAUUGCUUUGUUUUGUCUGUACUCCCUUUGGCCAUCUCACACUUACUUAUAUGUGUUGAAUAUAUCAUCAUCAUCAUUUAACGUUCACCUUCCAUGCUGGCAUGGGUUGGACGGUUUGACAGGAGCUGGCCAGGCAGACGUCUGCACUGGAC